Messenger RNA from Xenopus tropicalis (tropical clawed frog), 1176 nucleotides. RefSeq names its product enoyl-CoA hydratase domain containing 2 (gene echdc2). Gene Ontology annotation, cellular component: mitochondrion; mitochondrial matrix. Lineage: Eukaryota; Metazoa; Chordata; Amphibia; Anura; Pipidae. The record is from RefSeq and is marked provisional. Gene Ontology annotation, molecular function: RNA binding; catalytic activity; enoyl-CoA hydratase activity.
GGAAACGGCAAUCCACAAAUCUGAAUACACUUCUCAGUAUUGUGAAAUUGUAGGACAAAAUUGGCCGUCGCUUUUGCUUUGCCACAUAUCCUUACUCAGAGUUCAAAUAAAACCUAUAGUGGUCACUAGGGGCGCAGUCGGGUCCAGUUAAAGUAUGGGGAGUCUAGUUAGGCUGCUUGUGGGUGUGCAGCGGGCUCUGCCGGGAUCAGUGUGGGCUGUGAGAAGGCUGAGUUCGGGGGCAAGUGAAGUAUAUGCUGCCCGGCUAGAUGGAAGCAAUGAGGGAAUUGCGGAGAUCAUCAUGUCCAGACCUCAUGCCAGGAAUUCACUGGGAAAAGUGUUUGUCAGUGAGUUCUUUGAUACUGUAGACAAUCUUCGCCAUGACUCCAGCGUCCGUGUAGUGGUUGUAAAAAGUAGCAUACCUGGCAUAUUCUGUGCUGGAGCCGAUUUAAAGGAGCGGGCACAGAUGGACAAUGCAGAAGUCUCGCUCUUUGUGCAGCAGCUAAGAAAACUGAUGAGUGAGAUUGCUGCGCUUCCAAUGCCCACUAUUGCUGCAGUGGAUGGAUUUGCUCUGGGUGGUGGCCUAGAGUUGGCUCUUGCUUGUGAUCUGAGGGUAGCUGCAUCUUCAGCUAAAAUGGGACUAAUUGAGACCACAAGGGGACUACUUCCAGGAGCAGGAGGAUCGCAGAGACUGCCACGCCUGCUUGGUAUCGGUCUUGCCAAAGAGCUUAUAUUUACUGGUCGUCAGAUUGAUGGUACAGAGGCACAGCAUAUAGGGCUGGUGAAUGAUGCAGUGCCUCAGAAUGAGGAAGGAGAUGCUGCAUACUUGAGAGCUUUGGAGCUGGCUCAGGAAAUACUUCCCCAGGCUCCAGUGGCUGUUAGGAUGGCCAAGUUGGCUAUGAAUAGGGGCAUUGAGGUUGAUAUUGCAUCUGGAAUGGCCAUUGAAGCAAUGUGUUAUGGACAGGUUAUUCCCACUAAGGAUCGAUUGGAAGGAAUGUCAGCUUUUCGGGAGAAACGCCAGCCACAUUACACUGGCAAAUAAUGCCAGGAGAUUAUGAAAACGCUUCUUCCUAAAAGAAAAACAAACUGCAGGAACUUUGAAUUUUAUAUCCACAAAUACUUUAAUAUAUGGCUAUGUAUUAUUUUGAACCAAAAGUAAACUGCUUUAUUAACAACAAA